AUGAGUUGGGACGGCGAUCCAGAGGACAGCCAGAGAGGGAACGGUGCACUCGUGGAAGACGAGGUGCGCCGGGAGGGCGAGGAGAUGAGGCAGGAUUCUUGGGGAGCCAUCGGGGAGUCCGGCCGUCCAUACAGAUACGACGUGUUCCUGAGCUUCCGUGGCAAGGACACGCGCAACGGCUUCACUGGCCACCUCCAUGCGGCGCUUGACCAGGGUGGAAUCGCCACUUUCAUAGACGAUGAGGAGCUCGGGAAGGGCGAGGAGAUCGCACCGGCGAUCCUUGGAGCCAUCGGGGAGUCGAGGAUCUCGAUCGUAGUGUUCUCGAAGAACUACGCGUCCUCUAGUUGGUGCUUGGACGAGCUGGUGAGAAUCCUCGAGUGCAGGGAUACGACGGGGCAGAUCGUGUGGCCGGUGUUCUACAGGGUGGAUCCAUCGGAUGUGAGGAGGCAGAGGGGGAGGUAUGGGCAAGCCCUAAUCGAUCACGAGGAGAGGUUGAAGUCGAACGGCGGGGAUCCGGAGAAGGUGAAGAGGUGGAGAGGAGCACUGACUAAAGCUGCUAACAUUUCUGGCUGGCGAUUGGUUCACGAGUAA
Eucalyptus grandis is the source of this 591-nucleotide messenger RNA. Its product is annotated as disease resistance protein RPV1-like. Bases 1 to 591 code for a protein of 196 amino acids. NCBI's taxonomy places the organism in Eukaryota, Viridiplantae, Streptophyta, Magnoliopsida, Myrtales, Myrtaceae. The record is from RefSeq and is a predicted model, not a curated record. Gene Ontology annotation, biological process: signal transduction. The transcript has a single exon.